UUGGCGUUCUGCCUGCGCUGACGUCGGCUUUCCGCCCCUCCGUGAAAGAUGGCUUCCCGCGCGGGACCCCGAGCCACGGGAACCGAUGGCAGCGACUUCCGGCACCGGGAGCGCGUGGCCGAGCACUUCCAAAUGAGUGUGUCCCUCAAGUCUGAGAUUAAGAAACUCAUCUACAUGCAGGUGGCAGUGUGGCUGCUGGUGGUGGCUCAGAUGUGCGUGGCUCACUUCAAGCUCCUGCCCCAUGACCAGGUGGCCAUGCCUUACCAGUGGGAGUACCCCUACCUGCUCAGCAUCAUCCCUUCACUCUUCGGCCUCCUUUCCUUCCCCCGAAACAACAUAAGCUACCUGGUGAUCUCCAUGAUCAGCACCGGCCUUUUCUCAGUGGCGCCUCUCAUCUACGGUAGCAUGGAGAUGUUCCCCAUGGCGCAACAGCUCUACCGCCACGGCAAGGCCUACCGCUUCAUCUUUGGCUUCUCGGCGGUCUCGGUCAUGUACCUGCUGGUGGUGGUGGCAGUUCAAGUCCACGGCUGGCAGCUUUAUUACUGCAAGAAGCUCCUGGACUCCUGGUUUACCAGCACACAAGAGAAGAAGAAGAAAUGAACAAAGCGGCCGGGGAGUUGCAUGCAUGCCACACUGUCUUGGGGCAAAGGGGGGGAGCUUGGGGGCACCCUCGCCAAGCAGAGGCGGGUGCUGCUGCUGGGAUUCCUUGCAGUCGCCGCUGAGCCAGGCCGAUGGGAGAUGCCAAGUGGGAGCUGGGUGGAAGCUGAGCCACGUGUGGGCCUCUUCCAACCUGCUCUGGGAGUUGCAGACUUGGGACAAUCCUGCUUUGGAAGGGAAUUGGGGGAUCCUCCUCUCAAAGGUGAAGCAGCUGGUACCUUCGAAUAGUAUGCCAUCAUCACCAGGCAUGGGCUGGUGAGAGAUUCUGGAGGCUCUUGGCAGUUUGCAUGAACUUUGGACCAUGCCUAGGCAGUUUUGCGCACCGGAAGACAUCUUGAGUUGUGCUGUGGCAGGUUGGAUACUAGCUGGGUGGGGGAAGAGCUCAUGGUGAGGCCAGGACUCCCUUGCCUACACCCAUCCUAGAACUCCCAGUCAAAACUGCAACUGGCCCCUGCACCCUUGAGAGAUGUAGGUUGCAUGCAGUCAUUUCCCCAGGAGUAGCUACUCUUCCAAGCUCUGGUGGACAGAAGGCCCCUUGCCUUGCUGACCUUCCAGAUGGAGAGGAACGUGGCUGUCAGGCUUCACUCCCCUUCCAACAGUGGACUCGGGUCUGCCAAGCUUUGAACUUAGGCCCACAGGGCUGACACUGCCCCUCUCAGCUCAGCCUGCUUUCCUUGCUCGUGUAGCCUGUGCCCACCCUUUGAGAUCCCAUCCCUGCUCAGAAAUCCCUUCGCCUUUGGUAGGCUGCCUGGGUGCCCCAGAGAUAGUUGCUGCUGCCACUGCUGCCUCAUUGCUGGCCAGUGGGUUUCAGCAUACCACCCCCUCGUGUGCUUGUGUUCCAAAUAAAGAGAUAACUUGUGAAA
Elgaria multicarinata webbii is the source of this 1520-nucleotide messenger RNA. RefSeq names its product jagunal homolog 1 (gene JAGN1). Lineage: Eukaryota; Metazoa; Chordata; Lepidosauria; Squamata; Anguidae. Bases 49 to 600 code for a protein of 183 amino acids. Gene Ontology annotation, cellular component: endoplasmic reticulum membrane. The record is from RefSeq and is a predicted model, not a curated record. The transcript is spliced from 2 exons. Gene Ontology annotation, biological process: endoplasmic reticulum organization; vesicle-mediated transport; granulocyte colony-stimulating factor signaling pathway.